UACUGUGCUGGGGAUGUGGAUGGUGGCGAGAAUAGAGCUGUCCAGUGACCCGGGCUGGAAACUAGGGGACUGCCCACGUGCGAGUUCUCUAGUCACCUCUAAAAUGAGGGGCGCAAGCGAUCGGUUCCCUCUUUCCCCUUUUUACAAAUGAGUAAACUGAUGCGCCCCUUCCCCGCACCCCAUCCCUCACAGGAGAGGGCCUGAGAGAAGGGACCCAGGACUUAUGCUUCGAGUCCAAGGUUUUUUCCCCUGCACAUUUCAUAAGUUUCUAAAUUUACAAAUGCAGGGUACCUGUGCAUGUGUGCGGGGGCCUCAGGGGGUGGCAAUUUGGGGCCUCACUAGGGAGGGUUACGGACGCCACUCUUAAGUUAUCUGAACGUUAUCCAGGUGGAUGAUUAUCACUCAGCAGGACAGGUCCUGACUUCACCAAGAGGCUGGAGAAACUGCUCACAAUCACCGGGGCUGGAGGCCUUGAGGACUCAUUUAAGAAACGUAUCGAGCACCUACUGUUUACUGGGGAGACGCUGGAGAACACAGGCAGCACCCUGUGACCGGGCAAUGGUGACUUAGUGUGAGUGGGUUGUAAUGAGGGCACCGGGCAAUGAAGGAGCUCAGAGGAGGCACCUGACCCAGCCUGGGGGCAAGCAGGAAGGCUUCCUGGAGGAGGGGAUGUUGCAGCAAAGAUCUGAACAAGCCCCUUGGCCAACAGACAGCCCUGCUGCCAGCCUGUCUCCUCCCUCUGCUCAUCCCCGGCCCCCUGGGGCAGCUGCCCGCUCAGAGCUGAUCAGGUGUCAGAGCUGCGAGCUGGGAGCUGCUGGUGCGAGCUGGUGGCCCAGCUGGGAGCAGGUAACCAGAGCUGGCAGUGGACACAGUGGCCUGGUGCUGGAGUCACUGGAGCUGCAGGAGGUGGCCUGGGGAGAGGAGAAACACCUGACACUGGCCAUGAAGACCCUGCGGGCACGAUUUAAGAAGACAGAGCAGAUUCUCCAUUUACCUGCCCCCACCUCUCCCUCCAUCUGCCUAAAGGUGUCUAAGAAUAAUCACGGACAACAGCAGUGAUCCUGCCUCCGGGUACACUGGGUGAUACCUGGGACAUUUACGGUUUUCACAUGGUGUGUGUGUGGGGGGUGUUUCUGGACCAGGGGUGCCGCUCAACACCCCACAGAGUCCAGGAUGGCCCCACCCCAGGGAAUGACCAGGCCCCAAGUGUCAGCAGUGCCUCUGGGUGGAGGAACCCGGCUCUAUAGUGUUCCUUCCAUUAUCUAUCCCCUUGUUAAAGAAUUGAGGCCCAGAGAGGGAGAAUGGCUGGCCCCGGGUCACACAGCAACUAUACAAUGGCCAAGCUGGGUUCAAAGCCCCAGUGCCUGUCAGCAGUCACUGCUCUUAAAUUUGGGUUCCUGAAGGCCUGUCUCCUCACUCAUCCCUUCUCUCCCCUGUAAUCCCAAUCUUCUCCCUUCUCCUGGUCCCUUCUUGAAUUUGCAUCCACAACACAGUGGACUAUCCUGACUUUUGGAACCAUUUGUGGCUCUCCUGACACCCCACACUCCUGGUUUCCCCCGCCUUCCCAGGACCCCCUCCUCCAGCUCCUAUGCUAGCACCUCUCCUCCUCUGCCCCCACCCUUAAGUAUGCACACCCCUGCCCCACCCCACGCCCCAGGUCCUGGACCAGGGCAGAGGCUACCGCACUGGUCCAGGAGAGCAAUUUAUUUCAUGAUUUCUCCCAAACAUGAUCUUGUUCCUGCCACUCCCCAACUCCUGCCCAUUCUUCAAGUUUCAGCUCAGAUGUCCUUUCUUCCAGGAAGCCCUCCCUGACUCCCCAGAUGAUAUCAAGAGUCCUCUCUGAGCUCCCAGCUCACCUGGGCUUCCCUCAUAAUAGCCCUGAUCACCUUGGUUCAUAAACCCAUGGAUGUGUCUGUCUCCCCAGGGACCUCAGUGAUAGCAGGGACAUCUGUCUUCGUCACCACUGAGUCCCAAUGCCCAGUGCAGUGCCAGGCACCCUGUAGCACAAGCGGACUGAAUGAAUGAAAUACACAUGGUUCAGAGGGCUUGGCUUUGUGAGUCACACAUUAACAGAGCAAACAUUCACCAACUGCCCACUCCACCCUGGGGUGCCCAUCCCACCCUGGCCUCUGCCAGGGAGGCCUCAGUGGGACCCUGCUCUCAAGGGGCUUCCAGUCUGAGAAAAGCAGCAGAACACAGACCCUCCCAGCCCCUUGGAGUUAGAGCCAAAGGCUGUGUCCAUUCUGUCUUUCAGUGGUUUAACUGAGCACCUACUAUGUCCUGCGUCCCUAGGAUUCAGUAUUAGAUAUGCACACAGCCCAACCACAUCUUUCUUUGAAUCCGUGUUUAUGGCGCACUAUGUUCCAGGCCCCAUAUCUAGCAUCUCAUUUAGUCUUCCCAGUAACCCUCUGCAGUAGGUACUGUUUAAUAUGAAACCCAUUUCCCGGAUGAGGAAAGUGAAGUCCAAAGCAGGUAAGUAUCUGGGCCGAUCUUAUAGAUGGUAAAUGCGGGUGUGUGGAGGGCAGGGGGCGUGGUGGGGGGUGCCCUGGAUUCAAAUUCAGGUUUGUCAGACGGCAGAGCCCCGCUGGUGGAUGAUGAAUGAAUGAAUGAGUGAAUGAAUGAGUGAGGGAGAGCCCGGAUAGCCCAGCGGCAGUGGAACCAGACCGGGAGUCACCUGAGACCACCCCCCCGUAUCCCACACUCCCCCCCUUCCCCCCCCCCCCCCCCCCCCCCCCCCAGAGAGGCGGAGACGAACGCAGGCGGGUCCGUGGAGAUCCUGGGAGCCUGGCCCUCUUUGCCUCAGCCUCCCGGUGGCAAGAAGGUCAGGUCGGGCCACCGCGGUGCCCCUCCCCCAGAGCCCAGCCCCCUUCCCUGGCACUCCCCCCGACCCGUAGGGGAGAGGCCGGGAGGGGGGCAGCAGGCGGGGCACGCGGGGGAGGUUUGGCGCGGGGCUUGGAGGGACCGCGCGGGCCGGGCGGCCGAGCCCCGGCAUCGCGGGCCCUUCCCUCUGGUCACCUCCCGGAGCCCGGCCGCCCGGCCGCCCGGCCGCCCGGCGCCCUGGACACCAUGAAGCAGCUGUGCCUUUGCGCCGCCGCCUCCUUCGCGGUAGGGCCGGGGGAAGGGGCGCGGGAGCGGGGCGGGCGCGGGCCCUUCCUCCCCUCCCCGUCCCGCCCCUCCCCGCCCCCUGACCUCGCAGAGCCUAGACCCUCCACCCUCAGACCCGCGAAGGAUGAUCAGGGAGGAGGGAGGGGGCGGGGCAGAGACUGGGGGGGGAUGGAUGGGACAUUUGGGGGGACGGUUUUGAGGACAGAUGGGGACACAGGAGAAUUUGGAGGGCAUUUAGAGAGACAGUUUUGGGGAACAGUUUUGGGGGAUCAUUUGUGGGGACAGUUUGGAUGCUGUUUUGGGUGAUCUUUUCUGGGAAAAGAUAUUGACAUUUGGAGAACAAUUUUGGAGGACAUCUGAAAGAUUUUAGGGGAGGACAUUUUGGGGACAGAUGAUGGGAUCAUUGGGGGGAUGAUUUUGGAGAACAUGUCAGGAAUUUGGGGAAGACAUUUUGGAAUACAUUUCAGAUAUUGGGACAUUUGGGAGACAAUUGUGACAUCUCAGAGGCAGUCAAAGGAUAGAUGGCAGAGGGUGGUGCUGAGGGACAUUGAAGCAACCUUUUUAGGGGUUCCUAUGGGAAGAUUUCGGAGGGUAGUUCAGAAAGGGAUAUGGUGAGGUGAUAUUGGAAAGGUGGCUUUCACUAAGGGAUGGGCUGGGAGCCUAGGUUUGGGGGACAACUUUUUGGAAAGAUGCUGGGGGCUGAUCUGGGGAUGGUUUAAUGGUACGAUGGUGGAAGUGGUGUAUGACAGCUGGGGCGAUGGACCUGGGGGCAGAUGCUGGGGACCCAGGCUUGAGGGUUGCUGUCUCAGGCCCCCACCCAGGACCACUCCCCCCGGCAGCUGCGGCUCAGCCCCACUGACCUUGGCUCCUGCCCACCCUGCGGCCCCUGCCCCAUCCCGAAGCCGGCAGCCAGAGGCAGGCGCCAGAGCCAGGACUGGGGCAAAAGUGACGAGCGGCUGCUGCAGGCCGUGGAGAACAAUGAUGCCGCACGGGUGGCCUCCCUCAUUGUCCGCAAGGGGCUGGUGCCCACGAAGCUGGACCCCGAGGAUUCCACCUGGCGGCCAUGAGGGGUGCAGCCAGCUGUCUAGAGGUGAUGCUGACACACGGCGCCAACGUUAUGAGCACGGAUGGGGCAGGUUACAGUGCCCUCCACCUGGCCGCCAAGUAUGGGCACCCUCAGUGCUUGAAGCAACUACUGCAGCGGCUGGCGGCUGCGUCUCAUGCUCAGAAAUGCUCUGCUCCUUCAAGGCACAUCUGAAUCCCCGAGAUCGGCUGGGUACAACACCCCUCAUCAUAGCAGCUCAGAUGUGUCACACAGAUCUGUGCCGCCUCCUCCUGCAGCAAGGGGCUGCUGCAAAUGACCAGGACCUUCAGGGCAGGACGGCCCUGAUGCUGGCCUGUGAGGGAGCCAGCCCCGAAACAGUGGAGGUGCUGCUGCAGGGUGGGGCCCAGCCGGGCAUCACUGAUGCGCUGGGCCAGGACGCUGCUCACUACGGCGCCCUGGCAGGGGACAAACUCAUCCUACACCUCCUGCAGGAGGCCGCCCAGCGCCCCUCAGCACCCAGCGAGGAUGACUCAGGCGAGGCAUCAUCUCAGAACUCUGUGUCCAGCCAUGAAAAGCAAGGGGCCCCCAAGAAGCGAAAGGCACCUCAGCCCCCUGCCAAUAUCCCGAUGCCGGAUGAUCAAGAUGCCUAUGAGGAGAUCGUGCGGCUGCGACAGGAGAGGGGCCGCCUGCUGCAGAAGAUCCGGGGCCUGGAGCAGAACCAGGAACGGAAGAAGCAGGAGCUGCCAGAGGCGGAGGCCAGCUCCCUCCACAGCCUGGAGAGACAGGUGCAAGAGCUACAGCAGCUGCUGGCAGAGAGGCAGGAGGAGAAGGAGAGUCUAGGACGGGAGGUGGAAAGUUUGCAGAGCAGGCUGUCCCUGCUGGAGAAUGAGAGGGAGAACACCAGCUAUGAUGUGGCCACCCUGCAGGACGAGGAGGGUGAGCUGCCCGACUUCCCAGGGGCUGAGGCGCUGCUCUCCAAGCACCUAAGCCCAUCGGCCCAGGAUCUCUUGGCCUCGCUGCAGGAGCAGGUGGCCACGCUCACCAGACAGAACCAGGAACUGAUGGAGAAGGUCCAGAUCCUGGAGCACUUCGAGAAGGACGAGAUGGAGGCUGACAGUCUGGCCGAGGUCAUCCCUCUGGCGCUGUACAACUCUCUCCGGGCUGAGUUUGACCAGCUCCGCAGGCAGCAUGCCAAGGCCCUGCAGGUGCUGGGGCAGCAGGAAGCACAGGAGGGCCCUGGAGAAGAGGAGGCAGCCCCUAGGGAGGGCAACGGCCCGGGAGCCAAGGCCGCCAGAAACGGACCAGUGGAAGCAGAGCUUAACGGCACUGCAGCUCCGGAAACCAGAGUUAAUGGAGCCGAGAGCACAGAUGAGGAGGCUGCGGGAGUAGAAACCACGGAAGCCAGAGCUUUGGAAGCAGCAUCCAUGGUGGCAGAGGCCACGGAAACAAGACCCACGGACGCUGAGGCCACGGAAACAGAGGGUGUGGGCGCCGAGCGCUUGGAAACAAAGGCCGCGGGGGCUGAGGUCACAGAAACGAAAACUCUAGAAGAAGGAGGAAACUCAGAAACAGAGGCCAUGGGAGCAGAGUCCACAAAUACGGAAACAGAGGAACCAGAAUGGAAGGCCAGUGGAACAGGUGCUGUGCAGGAAGAGCUCACAGGCACAGGGACCAUGAAAACGGAGGCCAUGGGAGUGGAGGCCACGACCCCGAGGGUCACCACAGGCCCCGCCUUGCACCCCAGUGCUGCCGAGCUGGAGGCGGCCCACGGCAAGUGUGAGCCCGCGGAGGCCGAGGGUGGUGGAGCUGGCGGGGUCAGCAGCGGUGACACAGGCCAGCUGCGGGCCGCCCUGGAGCAGGCCCGGGAGGACCUCCGAGACCGGGACUGCCGCCUCCGGGAGAUGGAAGCGGCCUCAGCCCAGCUAGACGAGGCCCAGGCCGGCCGGCUGUUGGCCGAGGAGGAGGCUCGAGGCCUGCGGGCAGAGCUGGCCCAGCGGGAGGAGUUGAGGCUGGAGCUGAGCCGGGAGGUGCAGGCCCUACGGGAGCAGCUGGCUACGGCCGCAGCCGCCGGGGAGCAGCAGCGGGCUGCGGCCGUCAAGCUGGGCCAGGCGCGGGACGUGGCUGAGGCCCGGGCUUCUGAGCUGGCCGCGGCCUGCGAGGAGGCUCGGCGGGGCCUGGCGGAAUUGCGUGAGGCCUCCGAGGUGCUCCACCAGUCAGUGGUGCCAGCCUCGGAGCAUCACCGGCUGCAGGAGGAGGCCCUGGAGUUGCGGGGACGGGCGGCCAGCCUGGAGCAGGAGGUGGUGGCCACGGGCAAGGAGGCCGCCCGUCUGAGGGCAGAGCUGGAGCGCGAGCGUGUGGGCAGCGUGGCCCGCCUGGAGCACGAGCGCAUCGUGGAUGCCCUGCAGGCCGACGUGGCCCGGCUGCAGGGGCAGCUGGAGGAGCUGGGGCGACGCCACGAGAAGACCAGCGCCGAGGUCUUCCAGGUGCAGCGGGAGGCGCUAUUCAUGAAGAGUGAACGGCACGCGGCCGAGGCCCAGCUGGCCACCGCAGAGCAGCAGCUGCGGGGGCUACGUACUGAGGCCGAGCGGGCACGCCAGGCCCAGAGCCGUGCCCAGGAGGCCCUGGAGAGCGCCAAGGAGAAGGACAAGAAGAUCACAGAGCUCUCCAAGGAAGUCUUCAGUCUUAAGGAGGCACUGAAGGACCAGCGGGGAGCCCCAGGCUCCUCGGACGUGGAGGCCCUUCGUGGCCAGGUGAAGGCUCUACGGGAGCAGCUGGAGGAAGCUGCCAGGGACCACAGUGCAGUGGUGGCCUUGUAUAGGAGCCACCUCCUCUACGCCAUUCAGGGUCAGAUGGAUGAAGACGUACAGCGGAUUCUGAGUCAGAUCCUGCAGAUGCAAAGACUCCAGGCCCAGGGCCGCUGAGGUCAGAGCACUGCCCUCCGCCUUCCAGGCCCCGAGUCGGGGCUCCCAGACUCACGCGCUGACCAUCUGCACUUGGAGACCAGCCUGGGCUCCUUCCCAACGAUCCCUCACUGCCUCCACGGCCCCACUGGUCCCUGCAUGCGCUGGUCAGUCUAGACCCGGGCCCUGACCGUGUACCCUUCCCUGCGCCGGAGAAUUUGUGAGUCCCUUCCCUCACGUCUGGUCUUAUCAUCAGACGCCACCCCAGGAAUAAAAGCUCACGGAGCAGAGGAUGAAAGCAUCGUGUGGCCUGAUUGCUGGGCUCCCACUGCAAAGCGGGGAAGGGGCGGCCCAGAGCAGGGACUGGGGAUUAGGGUGAGGAGAGCAAGGCAGGACUCAGUCCCCGGGAGGAACACUGUUACUAUGUCACUGCAGUAUCUUUUUUCUUUCUUUUUUUGGCCACGUCAUGCAGCCUCUUAGUUCCCAGACCAGGGGUUGAACCGUGCCUCCUGCCUUGGAUGUGCAAAGUCGUAACCACUGGACUGCCAGGGAAUUCCCCAGUUACUGCACUAUUUUUAAAAGUCAGAAGGGGUUCCCAAAAGUUCAUAAUGAAGAAAAUAUGCGAAUGUCAAAUGAAGACAGAAUCUGAGGCUGCACGACUUACCUCACUGUCCUCACCCUAAACCCGGCCCUGGUGGGAGUGUCCCACAGCCUCUUUGCCUCUGGGCCAACCCCCUGAAAUCCCCUGGGGGUUCCUGGCUCUUUCCAGCUCCGUGUCCAGCCUGUUCCCCAGGUUUCCUCAGCGUCCAGCAGUGGCUCUGCCUGUCCCCGGGCGUCCCAGGCCCUUGGAGAAUGUCCACGGUUCGGGGCUACCUUCCUGGGU
Aethalodelphis obliquidens (Pacific white-sided dolphin) is the source of this 7933-nucleotide messenger RNA. RefSeq names its product ankyrin repeat domain 24 (gene ANKRD24). Gene Ontology annotation, molecular function: actin binding. The transcript is spliced from 22 exons. The record is from RefSeq and is a predicted model, not a curated record. Bases 3832 to 7071 code for a protein of 1079 amino acids. NCBI's taxonomy places the organism in Eukaryota, Metazoa, Chordata, Mammalia, Artiodactyla, Delphinidae.